Molecule: messenger RNA, 3177 nt
Organism: Eriocheir sinensis (Chinese mitten crab)
Lineage: Eukaryota; Metazoa; Arthropoda; Malacostraca; Decapoda; Varunidae
Exons: 7
Coding region: 1100-2509 (469 amino acids)
Biological process (GO): sensory perception of taste
Cellular component (GO): membrane; dendrite; neuronal cell body
Source: RefSeq, a predicted model, not a curated record
CUGAGGAACCUAUACUGCACGGUGUUCUUGAUGUGCCAUGGUUCGUAUCCCUGUCAUGUGUCUGGUGUUCCUUGCUACCUGCCGAACCUUUAAUACCUGACGAACUUUUGGCCCGAAUUUUUAAACGUCUCGGCCCCUCAGUUCGCCUGUUUGAAAAGCCCGUCAUAGAAGUCACUGGUCUUUUCAUGGACGGUUUUAUGAUCCUAGUGAUAGUUUUACACGACGUCUGCUCCAUGAACGGGAAAGUCACCCAUGAACCCCCAGCUAGUCUUCUCUCUGGCCUUGGAAAAUAGCCGGAAUGGGAGCCGAAUAUGUUUAGGAAUAUGGACCUCUGCUACCUGUUGACUCAUGGGAAGUAACAAAGCGCCUCGGCAACACACGCGUCUCAGGUAAGUUUUCGUCUGGUGGGGCAGGUUAGGGGUGAGGAAGGUAAACAAGCGAGGUGAAAGGGCCCGUCAACUCACCUGAUUUUUACUUUUACCUAUUUCUAUGCCAUGUUGCUACCCAGAUUUAGAGGGAGCACUUGCCAACGCUGUAGGACUGACUGAGCCUUGUAGCACCCAAUAGAAACCGUAAACUAUGUAGGAGGCUGAUUUUUUUUUUUUUUUUUUUACAGUAAAGGAAGCAGCUCAAGGGCAAACACAAAUAAAAAUCCGCUAACUACUGCUCCUAUAAAAAAGUUAAGAAGAAUGGCCAAAAGGGAGGGAUUAGUAUUUAGUUUGUAUUUCCUAUCUGUUAGUAAUAUCGUAAUCUGCAAGGAAGUAUUACGAGUGUCUUGAAUUGAAAUGCAAAUGUUUAGAGAGCUCAUUAUUAUCCUCUCGGGCUCUGUAUUACGCUUUAUCGUGUGUAUUACUUGACCCUAACACAACAUUAUUUACUUCUCGGUCUCCUUAAUCUGUAUUGAACCUUCACGUCCUCUGUACUACAUGACCUAGGCGCAGCACUGUCUGUUAAGGGGCGGGGCGCUGAGUGUGGCGGCGCGAGGCGGGGUGGGGCUGGAAGGGCUCUGGGUCCGUGAGUAUUGGAUAUUGUCUCCGCGCCCCGAGUGAGCUGGGAGCAUCGCCGCCUCGCCUAGGAUCGGCCUCACCGUCUCCUCGGUAUGAAGUGCUGUGGGACGCGAAACGUGGCCAGCGGGAAGGUGAAGGAGGCCUGGCUGGGAUCCCUAGACCCGCCGCAACCCUACCAGUCGAAGAUGGAAGAGACUACGAAGAAGAAACAGGCUCGUGUCAUCCCAACGCCCGUCUCCAUGACUUUUCGUGUCUUUGGUAUGCACCCGUGUACCUACGACCCCUCCACGCAGCAUUACUCCGUGCGAUGGUGCUCCCCGCCCGUCAUCCACACCAUCUUCAAUUUCGUCUGGUUCUCCGUCCUCCUCAUCACCUCCAGCGUGGGCAUGGCGCGUCUCUUCUCAUACCCACAAUUCCUCAAGGACUCGGGGUCAGACGAAAUGCAGCUCCUUGGCGUCCUCAUCAUCGUCGGGUGCCUCUUCAACGCUUGGGUCAACGUCCUCUCCAGGCUGAUCCUUUUGCGACCGUUCUGCGACUUCUUCAACAAGUGGAGAGACCUCGCUUCCUCCACGGACCUCAACCCUUUCCGGCACGUCGGCCUCAUCCUCUCCGUGUACAUCGCCUUCCUGAUCUGCUUCCUGGGCGUCAUCGGGGCGGUGUGCACGCUCGGCUCCUCGCAUCUGUUCCUUGCCACUGUCGAGCUCCUGGCGAGGGUCCUCCUGCUGGCGACGGAGGAGUGGCUGGUGGGAACUAAGGGCCAGGUGAUGCAUGCCGUGGUGGGCGUGGUGGUGGUCCAGGUGUACAUGGUCUACAAACUGGCGCUCUUCCUCUUCGUCGCCGCCUGUCACUUCCUCCAGAACUCCUUGGAGGCUUGGCUCGCACACCUGACCUCGACUAUAGACGCUCUCUGGGAGGCCGAAACAGCUGAUGGCGGGGGCGGCGGCGGCGGUAUAGGCGGCGGUGGUGGUGGUGGUGGUGGCUGCGGCAGUAGAUAUGACCUCGGGCAGCUGGUGCACCUCCACUACCAGGUGGUGAAGAUGGUGCGCCACACGGAGCGGCUCUUCUCGCCCACCCUCCAGUGCUUCUACGCCUCGCAGGUGGUAACGCUGUGCCUGGAGCUGUACCUCGUGGCCUACCGCGUGGGCAUCGGGGCGACCUUCGAGCUGCUGGAGGCCGCCUGGCAGAUCCUCGUCAUCGUGCAGACGUGUCUGGUGUUCCUCUUCGUCUCCCUCAAGGCCAGCUCAGUCGCCGAAACGGCGGAUAAAGCCAUCGACAUCCUCCGCCGCGGCCUCCCCUUCAACGCCUGCGACAGGGACAAAUACCAUUUUGGGGAGCUGAUUACGGCAGUGACUUCCGAUCGCAUUUGCAUCACCGGCGGCAAGUUCUUCUACAUCAACAGACCUUUCAUCAUCACGGUGGUCGGGGCCGUGGUCUCCUACUUCGUGAUCGUCCUGCAGCUCAAGUUACCUUCUGUGUCUGCUCAGGAGGCGACGGGGGAUUAGGAGGAAGAGGAGGAGGAGGAGGAGGAGGAGAAGGAGGAGAAGUAGAAGGAGGAGGGGCAGGAGUAAAAGGAGGAGGGACAAGAGUAAAACGAGGAGGGGUAGGAGGUGGAGGAGGAGGAGGAGAAGGAGGAGGGACAGGAGUAUAAGACGAGGGGUAGGAGGUGGAGGAGGGGUAGGCGGAGGAGGAGAAUGAGCAGAAGGAGGAGGGACAGGAGUAGAAGAGGAGGGGUAGGAUUUUGGAGGAGGAGGGGCAGCAGUAGAAGGAAGAGAGCAGGAGCAGAAGGAGGAGGGACAGGAGUAUAAGGAGAAGGGGUAGGAGGUGGAGGAGGAGGAGGGGCAGGUGGAGGAAGAGUACAGGAUAAGGAAAGUAAAUAAUUGUUAGUAUUUUAUUCCCUCCACAUGACAAUCAUAUUUGAGUGUCCUAUUUUUAUUUUACCGCCGACGUACCUGAUUAUAUCACGAUAAUUUUGUAUUGCGUGUCUGUAUAUUACCGAGACAGCUGUAAAUCUGCAUAUUGUGUCGUUUUACUAGUUCAGACGUUUUUAUUUUAUUUAACAAGAGUAUCUGUCUACGUCUUCUCCUUAUAUUAUUAAAUACAGGUGUUUGACGUGCUGGGUGUAAACAAUUUCGAAAGCCAGGUAAUACAAAUAAAAAUGGAUGUUUAUGAC